AUGGACGAUAUGCUCACGGGAGCUGAUACGUACGAGGAUGCGCUGGCAAUACGCGAUCAAACUAUAGAAUUGUUAAAGGAAGGAUCGUUUGAAUUGAGUAAAUGGGGCUCGAAUUGUCCCGAGCUACUAAAGGGUAUGAGCGAGCAGGGCGACAGGCUUAUAUCCAUUAAUCGAGAUCUUAAUUUCCGCGUCUUAGGCAUUCUGUGGGAUCAGGUUAACGAUACGUUCCACUUUUCUUAUAAAGCCGUUGCUGUUUCAAAGCCUGUUACGAAAAGGUUGAUCUUAUCAGAGGUGUCACAAUUGUUUGACCCUUUAGGGCUGCUAGGGCCAGUCAUCGUAGUGGCAAAAAUUAUAUUACAAGAUCUUUGGCAAUCCGGUAUAGAAUGGGACGAAUCGGUGCCGCAGGAUACGCACACAAGGUGGCUGCAACUUAAGCUACAAUUAGCAAAUCUCGAGCGAUUACAAAUUCCGCGUUGGGUCAGAGCUCAUACAGACCGCCAACGAAUGGAAGUACACGGUUUCUGCGACGCCAGCCAGCGGGCUUAUGGCGCAUGCAUUUACAUUCGCACUAAAACCGGAAAAGAUAGCUACGAAUCCGUUUUACUUUGUACCAAAUCUCGAGUCGCGCCGCUCAAGGCCUUGUCGUUACCGCGUCUCGAAUUAUCAGCCGCAUUGCUUCUUGCUCAGUUAAUUCACAAAAUGAAGGCAUCAAUCGACUUGAGGGAAAUAAAAACAUGUCUGUGGUCGGACUCAACCAUAGCAUUAAGUUGGAUCGCGUCCCCAUCUCGCAAGUGGUUGCCAUUCGUCGCAAACCGCGUGGGGGAAAUACAAAGAUUAACGGAAAGGGAUCAUUGGCGUCACGUUCGAUCUUCCGAAAAUCCAGCGGAUAUCAUAUCCCGGGGUCUAUUGCCCGACGAGCUAAUAUGUUCAGAAAUUUGGUGGCAUGGUCCCGCCUUCUUACAAUUGCCUGAAGAACAGUGGCCUAGUGACGAGGUCGUGUCACUUCCCGACGAAAGUCCUGAGCAGAGGAAAAUAUGUGCCGUUGCUGUAUGUUCGGAUGACAGUAUAGUUAGCAAUCUACUUGACAGGUUUUCCAAUCUAAAUAAAAUAUGUCGCAUCCUUUCAUAUUGUCUCCGACUUUCUAAACGACAGAGAUUUCGACCGUCGACAGUCGCGGUGUCACCUAAGGAAAUGAUCCAUUCAUUGGAUGUAGCAUGCAAGGUCGUUCAAAGGCAGGCAUUCGCAAGCGAGUAUGAUUCGCUCA
Vollenhovia emeryi is the source of this 1264-nucleotide messenger RNA. RefSeq lists its product as uncharacterized. The annotation marks the transcript as partial. The record is from RefSeq and is a predicted model, not a curated record. The transcript has a single exon. Lineage: Eukaryota; Metazoa; Arthropoda; Insecta; Hymenoptera; Formicidae.